AUGGUAGGCCACCUGACCAUUGCAGCCAGCCUCCUCCUCCUGGCCCUUGGGGCCCACCACGUCACCCCCACAGGCUCCGUGGUUAUCCCGUCUUCCUGCUGCAUAUCCUUUAUUUCCAAGAAAAUUCCUGAAAGCCGAGUGGUAAACUACCAGCUGUCCAACAGGAGCAUCUGCCCCAUAGCAGGGGUGAUCUUCAUGACCAAGAAGGGCCAGAAGGUCUGUGCCGACCCCAAGCAGCAGUGGGUCCGGAGUUACAUGAAGAACCUGGACGCCAAGCAGAAGAAGGCUUCCACUCGGGCCCGGGCCUAG
Messenger RNA from Cynocephalus volans (Philippine flying lemur), 309 nucleotides. RefSeq names its product C-C motif chemokine ligand 24 (gene CCL24). Gene Ontology annotation, biological process: eosinophil chemotaxis; immune response. The record is from RefSeq and is a predicted model, not a curated record. Bases 1 to 309 code for a protein of 102 amino acids. NCBI's taxonomy places the organism in Eukaryota, Metazoa, Chordata, Mammalia, Dermoptera, Cynocephalidae. Gene Ontology annotation, cellular component: extracellular region. Gene Ontology annotation, molecular function: chemokine activity. The transcript has 3 exons.